This is a messenger RNA of Dictyostelium purpureum, 585 nucleotides long. RefSeq lists its product as uncharacterized. NCBI's taxonomy places the organism in Eukaryota, Evosea, Eumycetozoa, Dictyosteliales, Dictyosteliaceae. The transcript has a single exon. The coding region runs from base 20 to 553 and encodes 177 amino acids. The record is from RefSeq and is a predicted model, not a curated record.
AGUUUAUUAUUUUUUUAAAAUGAAUAAAUCAUUAUUUGUUAUUUUUGCUAUUUUCGCUUUACUUGGCGCUACUUUUGCCAAAGAAGAAUCAGAUAUCACCGAAAUCGGUCAAUUCUUAAUUGGUUUCGCUGAUGGUAUGGAAAUCACCUUAAACCCAAAUUCCCAAGCCUGUUUAAAUGGUGCUGAAAACACUUUAAAUGAAUUCGUCACUGGUUUCCAAUUAAUCGACUCUGGUUUCAAAUCAAAAUCAAUCUCACAAGUUGGUGUUGGUAUCCAAGAUUUAGGUAUUGCCAUCCAAUCAAUCCCAGUUGUCUACCAAUCAUGUGGUAUCACUCAAUUCGUCAGUGAUAUUGAAGAUAUUGCCAAAGAAUUAUCAUCAGGUGCUGAUGGUGUUGUCGAAUUCAUCCUCAAAGAAGCCUUAGAAAUCUGGAAGAACAAACACAACCUUACUGAUGACUUCAAGACUAUGAUUGCCGAUUGGAAAUCAGGUGACUUUGCCGAUUGUGGUAAAGAAUUAGGUACCAUUGUUGGUGUUUUAAUUAGCAACGUUUAAAUAAACAUUAUAUUAUAAUAAAUACUAUAUAU